Messenger RNA from Penicillium bovifimosum, 2250 nucleotides. Its product is annotated as E3 ubiquitin-protein ligase HEL2. Gene Ontology annotation, molecular function: ubiquitin protein ligase activity; ribosome binding. The record is from RefSeq and is a predicted model, not a curated record. Gene Ontology annotation, biological process: rescue of stalled cytosolic ribosome; protein ubiquitination. NCBI's taxonomy places the organism in Eukaryota, Fungi, Ascomycota, Eurotiomycetes, Eurotiales, Aspergillaceae. The transcript has 3 exons. Bases 1 to 2250 code for a protein of 749 amino acids.
AUGGCCGACAACCAGGCCCCUCCCCAAGAUUCAGCCAGCCAGGGUCGUGGCGGGCGUCGCCGCGGCCGCGGAGGGGCAGCUCCCGCCGGUCGUGGAGACUCUCAACGAAAUACCGGCGAUGGCGAACGACGUGCUAAGCCUCGCACCCGCGGCGGAGGUCGUGGCGCUGGCGAUGCCGGCCGACAAACUCGCACCGAUCAGACCAGCACUAAGGAUACACAACCUUCGGAACCUGCGGCGACGCCCACGAUAAAAAAACAGGUAGAGGUGGCCACCGAUGAUGCGGAUGAUGGAGAAGUCUGCUUUAUUUGCGCUUCUCGGGUCGAACAUACCUCCGUCUCGCCUUGCAAUCAUCGGACGUGUCACAUUUGUGCGCUUCGAUUGCGGGCAUUGUACAAAAAUAAGGCUUGCGCGCAUUGCAGGACCGAAUCGAAUUUCGUGGUCUUCACAGAUGACCCAGUGCGGCGAUAUGAGGAUUUCCAGAAGAAGGACUUCGCUCGGACGGAUGAAAAUCUUGGAAUUGAAUAUGAGAAUGACGAGAUCUUUGGAGAUACAGUGUUGUUAUUGCGAUACAACUGUCCCGACCAGGACUGCGAUGUUGCCUGUUUGGGAUGGCCAGACUUGCACCGUCAUGUCUUCACCCACGAGCAUGAACUGUUCACAAUGGCGGAGCUACGGAAACAUGAGAAGUCUGGCGAUGACAAGCCUGGAGCCAUAGAUCAGAGUGGUUUCAAGGGACACCCCGAAUGUGGGUUCUGUCGUCAGAGGUUCUAUGGCGACGACGAGCUGUACGCCCACUGUCGCGAUAGACACGAACGUUGCCAUAUCUGUGACCGCCGCUCUUCUCACCGUCAACAGCAAUACUACAUCGACUACAACGCACUUGAAAAGCACUUCCAAAAGGAUCAUUUCUUCUGCCUGGAUAAGGAAUGCUUGGAGAAAAAGUUUGUGGUCUUUGAGACACAAAUGGACUUGAAGGCACAUCAGCUCGAGGCACAUCCCGAAGGGCUUUCUAAGGACGUUCGACGAGACGCGAGAAUGGUUGAUCUGGCUGAGUUCGAUAAUAUGCGCACUCCUUACCAACAGCAACGCCAACGUCGCGGUGCCGGCCGAGGACGUGAUCCGAAUUCUGAGCCAAUUCCAAUGUCCAGUGCACAGCCAAUGACCCGUGCUGAAGUUGCAUACCAGCGGCAGAUGGCUAUCCAGAGUUCUCAAUCCGUCUCAACCCGCAACUUCGGCGGCCAACUCACUCGAGACGAUGUCCAACCCGUGCGUGCCCCAGAGCGAUCUGCCGCUGCCACUCCAGCGCAGUCCGCGCGCACUCAACCUCUCCCUUCCGCGGCAUUCGAAGGCCUCAGCAUUUCCGCCAAUUCAGCCUCCACCCCACAAGACCAGACCCGUCGAUUGCGCCACCAGGCAGUUGUUGAGCGCGCCUCGAACCUUCUCCACAAUGAAACCACCAAACUCGCCGAAUUCCGCAGCAGGGUAUCGAGCUACCGCAGCUCAACAAUCACCGCAACCGAGCUAAUCGAUGCCUUCUUCUCAUUGUUCGACACAUCCAGCGCCGAGCUGGGCAAACUCAUCAAAGAGCUUGCCGAAAUCUACGAAGACGAAAGCAAACGCUCCGGUCUCCUCCAAUCCUGGAACGACUGGCGUGCCAUCAACGAGGAUUAUCCAGCCCUCCCAGGACCCGGCGGCCUCCUACCGGGAAUGUCACCCGGCACCGCCAACACCGGCGGCCAGCGCGUCCUCCGCCUAAAGUCAUCCACCGCCCGAUCCUCCCGUUCCGCCGUUGGCAGAAGCGGCGCCCUCCCAACCGCCCCCUCCAACCCCUUCCCUCCCCUCUCCGCCGCAGUAGGCUCCUCAUCCCGUCGUGGCCAAGCUGCCGCUUCUACCCCCUGGGCAUCAACAGCCCCGCCACCAUCCUUCUCUCGCCCGUCCAUCCCAAGCCCCGUCAGCCGCCCGUCAUCUGCAGCACCAUCUUCCAGUCGUGCGCCGCCUCCACCUGCUGCCCAAGGAGCGAGUGCUUUCCCUGCUCUUCCCGCAGCACCGAAGCCCAAUGUUCUCAUGGCUGGUUUGACCCGCGGUACUGUCCGCUGGAACGAUAACCGUGGCUCUGCCCCCAAUGCGUGGGGCUCGAACCCGAGCUCUGGUACCUCUACUCCUGCCGAGCCUAGCAAUGACGCUGAGUCAAGUGGCAAGAAGGGGAAGAAGAAUAAGGGAAAGCAGACCCUGUUCCACUUCGGUUAA